GUUCAUUUUCACGAAGUAUCCUAGCAAACAAGCUGAUUCUGCUGAUAUUGUAUUGACAGGUCUUGAAGCUUUUUAAAUUAUUACACAGAACCCGACAAGAAGUUUUUAAAAAUGAUACCAGAGCCCUUGAAGCUGCAAGGCAAAAGAUAAAUCAAGAAUUCAGAAAUAACCAAGAUGAGACAUCUGAAGAGAAGAUCAAUGAGCUUCUGAAAAUAGCCUCUGAUGUUGAAGUGAUUCUCAGAACUUCUGUUAUUCAGGCAGUUCACACAGAUUCCGACAAAAUAU
Molecule: messenger RNA, 285 nt
Organism: Merops nubicus (carmine bee-eater)
Lineage: Eukaryota; Metazoa; Chordata; Aves; Coraciiformes; Meropidae
Gene: LYRM7
Product: LYR motif containing 7
Exons: 3
Biological process (GO): mitochondrial respiratory chain complex III assembly
Source: RefSeq, a predicted model, not a curated record